UGUCACGUGCCAGUGCCCAUCAGUGCCACAUCAAUGCCACAUAUCAGUGCCCAUCUGAGCUGCCUUUCAAUGUUACCCAUCAGUGCCAGUCAGUGCCACCUAUCAAUGCCAAUCAGUGCCACCUAUCAGUGCUGCCAAUCAGUGCCACCAAUCAGUGCCAGUCAGUGUCGCCUAUCAGUGCGCAUCAGUGCCGCCUAUCAGUGCCAGACAGUGCCGCCUAUCAGUGCCAGUCAGUGCUGCCUAACAGUGCCAGUCAAUACCGCCUAUCAGUGCCAGUCAGUGCUGCCUAUCAGUGCCGCCUAUCAGUGCCAUAUAUCAGUGUCAUGUCAGUGCCUCCUCAUCAGUGCCCAUCAGUGCCACCUAUCAGUGUCCAUCAGUGCAGCCUAUCAGUGCCCAUCACUG
Staurois parvus is the source of this 402-nucleotide messenger RNA. The record is from the annotation of a GenBank genome assembly. NCBI's taxonomy places the organism in Eukaryota, Metazoa, Chordata, Amphibia, Anura, Ranidae.